Messenger RNA from Condylostylus longicornis, 4753 nucleotides. Its product is annotated as VWFA and cache domain-containing protein CG16868. Gene Ontology annotation, cellular component: voltage-gated calcium channel complex. The record is from RefSeq and is a predicted model, not a curated record. NCBI's taxonomy places the organism in Eukaryota, Metazoa, Arthropoda, Insecta, Diptera, Dolichopodidae. The transcript has 8 exons. Gene Ontology annotation, molecular function: voltage-gated calcium channel activity. Bases 111 to 4562 code for a protein of 1483 amino acids.
UGUGUCAAAUUUUGGAAAAAUUUUAUAUUAUUUUAUUUCAACACAUAUUUGUUUUGUGUAUAAUAUGCAGCAUUAAUAGUUUUGCAGCUGAAAAAAAUGAAAAUUUUAAUAUGACUACUAUUGAGAAAAUCGCAGCUUCCAGUAAUAACAAUAAUUACAUUAAUUCUUUAUUAAAUAAUAUUAACUUUAAAAAUCAAAGUACAUACGUUCCUAUGUUAAGUAAUAUAACUUCCGAUUACAUAUCUAGCAAUAAUUCCAAAUCAAAUUACAAUAAUACUACAUUGAUUAUAGACAAUUUCAAUAAUAGUAAAUUUUUAAAUUAUAAUGAUCAAGUGCCUUUAUUACAAUUGUCUCUAAAACCAAAACAAAUAAAAGUUGAUGAAUUUUUAAAUCAUACUGUUACUAUAAUAAAUUCGGAAUUUCCUAAAAAUAUACAUGAUACAAUUGGACAAACAAAUACCAAAUUGCAUUUUUCUCAAUAUUUAGGAUUAAAUCAAAACAUAACGCGUAAAAUAAUAGAAACUAAUACAACAGAAAAUAACAAAUAUAAUGUUUUAGAUUUGGUAAAAAAUUUACAAAUUCGUUUAAAAAGUAUUAGAAAUGAUGAACUAGGAGUUGCUACCAUACAGGAAAUUUUUGAUGCUAUGGACUUCACGGUCCAGAAUCAACAAGAUAAAAGUGAUAAACUUAAAAGAAUAUCAUAUCGUUUAUCAAAAAAAUUGGAAAAGGCUAUUCAUGUUAUAACACAUCUAUACAAUUUUUUUGUUAAAAAUAUUACAAAUAUAUCUUUAGAAGAAAAUGAGGAUGAAACAGAAGAUGAAUUUGAAACGCAAACAAAUCAACAAUUAUAUUUGAAUACAUUAAUCCAACCAUGUCCUUUCGAAGAUUUUUCUCUUCAGCAAAAUUAUAAUAAACAUGAAAUACAGGUUUUAAAUUAUUUAAAAAAUAAUGAUCAUCGUAGUUUUGGUUCCCAUAGUAAUGGAAGAGAAAUAGAUGAAGAUGGUGAUGUUAAUUAUAUUGCAAAUACAAAAAUUACUGAAGAAUUUAAUACUUUUAAUAUGGAAGCAAAUCAUAUAAAGCAUUUAUAUUUUUUAUCAAGUAGUGAUCAUGCUAGUGAUCAUCAAUGCCAGUAUUAUUUUAAUGAUUUACAUUUUCGUUAUUUAUAUGUGUCCGCAAUUAAGAAGAAGCAUGUCUUCCUUUUACUUGACAAUGGUAAUGCGUUCAAUUUUGAGCAAUUGGAAUUACUUAAAUUAUUUGUUCAAAAUAUUUUAAAAAUGCUAUCUAAUACAGAUACUAUAACUAUAGUUUUAAUAUCGGACGAAGCUUCUCCUAUGAUAUUGGAUAACGAAGAGACUAUUGCAAAUGAUAACAAUUAUAUGUAUAAAACUGAUAUUGAUGGGAAAAGGAAAAUUUCGAAAUUUAUUGAAAAUUUAAAUUAUACAUCCACUUUAACAAACCAUUCCCGAGGUUUCGAGUAUUCAUUUGAAUUACUUAAAAAGCAAAAUUUUAGCGAAUUCAAGCCUCUACUAUUUCUUUAUGCAACUAGAGGCUUAUUACACAAGCUUACAGAUAAAGUUAAUGUUCUUGCUACUAUUGCGAAAGGACAAAGUAGUCUUAAUAGCCCUGUUGUAAUAAAUACUUGCGCAAUCGUUUUAGAUGAAAGGCGAAUUAUGUACGAAAAACAGUUUUUAAGGGACAUUGCUCAGCAAAAUUAUACAAAAUAUGAUAUAGAUGUAAGCAGUUGGUAUAUUUACGAUUUUUAUAAUUUAACUGGAAAUUUAUAUGUUAUAACCAAGCGACAUCCAGAAAGAAUAAUCAAAAUUAGUACUGCAGUUUUUGAAAACUUGUUUUUAGGAAACUGGCGUACUGAUAAUACUGAAAAUUUAAUUUAUAUUGAAAAUGAAUUGCAAUAUCAUUUACCAAUUUAUGAUUACAGUACAAGAGAAGUUAUAGUUUCAAUGACACGUUCAAUACAACGUUUUGGUGUUAUUGGCUUAAACUUAUACUUAACGGAUUUAGCUGAAGAUAUAAUAUAUUUCAAAAACACUGAAUUUGAAUAUGCAUUUAUGAUAGAUGUUAAAGGAAUAACCAUUUCUCACCCAGCGUUUUCAAGACCCACUACUUUACAUAGCAACACCUAUGAAGUAGAUAUUGGUUUACUAGAAAACUCUAAAGAAUUUAAAGAAAGUAUUAAAGAACAAAUUUUGUUGAUCGAAAAUGGAAAUGCAUCUUAUAUUGAGAGAGAUAAUAUUACGAAAAUUUAUUUCUGGAAAAGAAUUCAAAAUGCAUAUAUUAUUUGUUUAGUUUCAAAAUCUAAUGGACUUCAUUUUAAUUUACAAAAUUCAAAAGCACAAGCCAAAACUUCAAAUUAUCAACAAUCGGAACAUUUGUUACCGUUGGAUUUAUUAUAUCACAGACUUGAUUUAGUUCCGCCCAAAAAUCCAAUAUGUAGACAUUUUCGGCAAAUAGCAACGUUAGAAACGGGAACAGUUUUUCUAAGUGCGUCAGCAUUUCAAUCUCCCUUUACUUACUUAAAAAACACACGCGAACAUAAGGAGAGUAUAAGAACUCAUACUGCUCAAAGUAUUAUGGCAUAUAUUAAAGACAGUACAAGUUUGUUAGCCAAUCCUGGAUUACUUUCAAGAAUCCGUAACGAUGUAGCGACACUUUACCAUGUAAUGUCAUAUUUAAAGAAAAGACAUCUUGAAAAUGGGGAAUUUAAAAAAUACAUAAUUAGAAGAUAUGUUACAACUACUAGUGGUGUAACUCAGAUAUAUCCUGGAUGUAUUUUGGGUACAGACUUAGAGCCCUCAAGACGUCCUUGGUAUCGUAAGGCAAUGAAGUAUCCAGGAAAAAUUAUUUCUACCGAACCAUACUUAGAUGCAGGUGGUGCCGGUUUUAUUGUUACAAUAGCUCACACAAUAUUUGAAGGAAAAUCAAAUGCUUUACAUAAUGUUGAUACAGAUAUUCCAGCAGCUAUAGUUGCUGUUGAUGUACCGUAUGCCUUUUUUUAUAGAAUGAUAAUUGAUUCGACAUUAUUUUGCUCGGAGCGAAAUAUUAAAUGUCUUUUAAUAGAAGAUAAUGGAUACUUACUAGGACAUCCAUCCUUCAUGGAACCUUCAACUCUUACAAUAAAUCAUCGUCGACCUAAAGAACAUCUAACACAUAAAGAAUCUUUUGUUGCUAAUGACAUCUUAAACCAUAAGCAAUUAGUUCGUAAACAAAUAUGUGCCAAUUAUCAAAAUCGAACAUCCGAACGUUAUUACAUAUAUAAUAUAUCUUCAACGGAAAUUUUCACUAACGUUGUGCAUGGCGAUCGGACGAAAUAUCAAAUAACUACAAUACCAGGUACAAAUAUAUUUGCAGCUGUCUUAAAUUCAACAAGAGAUGGUGGUGCAUUUUGUCCGUGUAGUACAGUGGAUCGUGUAUGCUUGAAUUGUAAUCGAAUGGAUCAAACAGAUUGUGAAUGUCCUUGUGAAUGUCCCUUAAAAUUUAGUAAAAACGGAGAAAUAUCAAUGAAUAUUAUAAAUAGAAGUAGUAACGACAGUGAUUUUUCAAAUAUUGCAUCAUAUUAUUAUUGUGAACCACCAAUUGAAGGCUUAGACGUUGUAAAUUCAAUGAGCUAUGAUUGGAAUACCGUAUUAAAAGCUUGUAUAAACAUUAAUUGCGAUUUAUAUUCAAGUCAAAACGAAUGUAUUGGAAUAAUGGGGUGUGAAUGGUGUCAGUUAGAUGUUGACGGGAAUCCAUUUAAUUCUGCGUUUUGUACUACACAAAAUUCCUGCUUUAAUGGUGUUUUGGGGGCAAUGACACCAUAUGGCGAUAAUGAUAUUGGAGCUGCUAUUGUUGAGUCAGUCAGCCAACCAGCGUAUUCUGCUAUUGGACCUGUAGGUGGGGCAAUAAUAGCAUUGUGUAUAGUAGUGGGUUUUGCAAUGUACUGUUAUCGCCAAAAUUUAGAUAGUAGUAUUGACCAAUUGUAUCCAGAAUCUAUACAGGAAGAUAAUUUCGGUCUUCCAUUAUCUCGAUUUAACUACGAUGAUUGUAAUGGAAAUAAUGGAUUGGGUGAUGAUGAUAUAAUUGGUGGUAAUGGAUCUCAUAUUUUACACAAAAAUUUAAUUCAUCCACUGGCAAAUUCAAUAGCUGUUUCUGAAAUAUCACCUUAUCAUAUGUCGUCGGGAGGAUAUCGACGACCAAAUGGGGAAUCAGAUAAUGGUUAUUCAACGAUGACUCCACAUGAAGAUUCAGACAUGUGUUUCACUUUAGUAGAACCAUUGAUCAAUACAAAUAAACGUUUGUCAAUGUCAGCUGAUUCAAUGUCUAUAAGUACAUCGAUAUCAAGUCCCACAAAUCAAGGUGAUAGCAACAAAGCAAAUAUAUCUAAAAGAAAUCAAGACUUUAAUUUAAAAUAUAAUGAGCGUUCUUCACCAACUUCCUCUGGUAUAGGCAAUAAUUCACCAGCAUUAACAAAACAAAUUUUAGAGCAAACUAUAUUACCACAACAAAUGUCCCCACAUCAUAUACUGGCACCAGUUACCGUUCAUAGGCAUAUGGAAGCUUCAUCGUAACAUUAAUUUUUAAUUAAUUAAAAAAAAGUGAACAAUAGUUUAUUUAUAUUUUACAAGAUAUCCUGCCAUUUACUAAUUUUGUAAAUUUUUCUAUUUUUUUUUAUAAAAUUUUAAUGUUUUAUUGAAAUAAGAAAUAUUUUGAAAAAUAAACUAAAACGCUAAAAAUAUUGCUUAUUAGAAUUGCUUUUGAA